Messenger RNA from Brachypodium distachyon (stiff brome), 592 nucleotides. RefSeq lists its product as uncharacterized. The record is from RefSeq and is a predicted model, not a curated record. The coding region runs from base 86 to 541 and encodes 151 amino acids. Gene Ontology annotation, biological process: cell surface receptor signaling pathway. The transcript is spliced from 2 exons. Lineage: Eukaryota; Viridiplantae; Streptophyta; Magnoliopsida; Poales; Poaceae.
UACGGUUACGGCACAGUGGGACAACUUAGAGCGGGCAGCCACUAUUGCACAGCUGGUGGGAGUGGACACGCUGGGGCUCAUCUCGAUGAUCGUACAGGCAGCACAGACGGUUCGCCGUAACAAGGAGACCUGCCAGGAGCUCGUGCAGGACGUGCAGCUGAUAAAUAAUGACCUUCUGCGGAUGCUGCAAGACCCAGAGAUGAUGCAGCGAGCCGAGAUUGUGAACGCGCUGAAUGGCCUGGAGGGGACGCUCCAGGAGGCGUACAACCUCAUCAGCUCCUGCCGGGAUUGCAGCGCAGCAUACCGCAUUUUCAUGGGAUGGAAGCAGACCGACCAGUUCCGACGCGUGAAGAAGAAGAUUGCAAAGCACCUCCGGUUCUACCCUGUGAUCAGCCAUGCCGACAUAACCCGUCGCCUGGAAAGACUUAGCAAUGGUGCUCUAUCGUCGACAUGCUCAUCCCAGGGUGCAGGAGUGCUGACAUCGUCUACUAGCCACUCAAACUCUGAAGCUUGGUUAGAACUAAGCAAUUUGGUCACAUAGUCAACUGGCCGCCACAUGAUUUCAAAAACAUCUGUCCACGUACAAAAAACA